Daphnia magna is the source of this 2019-nucleotide messenger RNA. RefSeq names its product pancreatic lipase-related protein 2. Lineage: Eukaryota; Metazoa; Arthropoda; Branchiopoda; Diplostraca; Daphniidae. Gene Ontology annotation, molecular function: lipase activity; protein binding. Gene Ontology annotation, biological process: lipid metabolic process. The transcript is spliced from 11 exons. The record is from RefSeq and is a predicted model, not a curated record. The coding region runs from base 154 to 1929 and encodes 591 amino acids.
AACAGAACAACGACUUUCAGGUAUUCGAAAAGGUUGUUGGAUGCAUCAGUCCCUCGAUAACAUCUUCUCCUGGUAUAAGUUUCAAAGCCAGCAGAAGUUGUCAUUACUUUUCCUUGUGCUACCCACGGUGAAUGUAGCUGUAGCUUUACAGCAAUGCUGACCAAGUCGUCACGCCAGCUUUACUUACAAAGCAUUUUACUUGUUUCAUCAUUCAUUGACAUUUUUAACGUGUUAAGUUUCCAUCGGUCGAGCGUUUAUUGCAAGAGGACAAUCUCCGAAAAAGGUUACAAUGUUUCUAAUUGGUGGAGUUCUUUACCUACUGCUGAGAAACAGGUUCAGCGAUUGAGCAACCAGCGAGAGGAAGCGAUGGAAAUGUUCGGUCCCGGUCCGGGCGUUGAUUUGAAUGUAACACUUUUACCAAUAGUUGAAUUCCAUCAAAGUAACCAAGCAUGCUAUGCCGAUCUUGGAUGUAUCACUCGCUUCUCGUUUGCCGAUCCGUUGUUAUGGCCGAUUAAUUUGUUGCCCGAGUCGAGAACAAAGAUAAACACGCAUUUCACGCUCUACACGAGAGAAAAUUCUAAUCCGCAGCCUCUAGUUCACAUAUCUGCUGAUGACCCAAACGGGAUCGCUGCAACGACAUUCAAAGCGACCCGCCCCACCAAAUUCUUCAUCCACGGCUGGCGCAAUACUGGCUAUGAAGAACUCUUCUUUAUAUUCGUGCAAAGGUUCCUGGUUAAAGGUGAUUACAACAUAAUCAGGGCUCAUUGGGGUGGAGGGUCGCGGUCCAUCUAUUUCCAAUCCCAUGCCAACACUCGCCUUGUUGGUUUGGAAAUUGCUCUCCUCGUUAAUACGAUGGUGGAGAAACUUGGUGUACAGGCGACGGAUGUUCAUCUGAUUGGACAUAGCCUCGGAGCCCAUACUGCAGGCUACGCUGGGGAAAACAUUCGUAACCUCGGACAAAUUACAGGUUUGGAUCCUGCCGGACCGUACUUCCACGGGCUGCCGUCAUUUGCUCGUUUAGAUCACACAGACGCUAAUUUUGUUGAUGUCGUCCAUACUAACGCUGGAUCUUUGGGUUUCGGGAUUGUAGAAUCUUCGGGUCACUUGGAUUUCCGUCCCAACGGUGGCAAACAUCAACCCGGCUGUCAACCUACCGAUUUGCAGGCCAUUUGGAACGACCCCACUGCCAUCGUGUCAGAUGCCUCCACUUGCGAUCACAUGAGGUCUGUCCGUUUCUACAGUGAAUCGUUAAUACCGACAGACUGCUCGACUGUUGGAUACGAAUGCUCGAAUUAUGAGUCUUUCAACAACGGUCUUUGUACGUCAUGCGGAUUGGAUAAUAACAAAUGCGCUCCGUUCGGUUUGGAAGCGACGAGUUUCCCGACUCGUAGCAGGAAAAAUGUAAAUAUUUAUUUCAAAACUGGAGGCGAUUUUCCUUAUUGCAGAUAUCAAUACCUUAUCAAAUUAAGCUUGGGGAAAACCAGGAAUGCGAAACCGACAAUCAGCGGAGAACUUCGAUUGUCUGUUAAUGGACACACAGGCAUCCUGCCAAACAUUCAAAUGCCGAAAUCCGAUUACGAGCACGGGAAAGAUUACCGAUUCCUUGCCGCUGAGCCAACCAACGUGGGUCCCGUCAACACAGUCAAUCUCCGUUGGUUUCCUGUGUUGACGAAUCUGUUCGAUCCGACUUGUUUUCUGGGGUUCUGCGACCAAAGGAUGUACGUCAAAAGCGUCACCAUAUCAUUGCUCAACAGCUACCCCGAUGCAAACAAAAUCGCCAACACUUUUGAAAAUUGUCCCGUAUUUGGACCUGCCGCCAUCGGUCCUUUGUUCAACACGGAGCUAAGCGUUAGCAAUAACUGCUCGUUAACGUUUCCAUCGCUGGUCUCAAUCUUGAUUCCGGGACCUUGGAUUGUAUACAAAAAGUAGAAUUGGAAAAAUUAUAUAGCCUACAUGGAAACAUUGCAAAUAAAUGCCAAACAAUAAAACGGUGAUCAAAUAUACUAUAAUAUAAUAAUA